Molecule: messenger RNA, 4030 nt
Organism: Ilex paraguariensis (yerba mate)
Lineage: Eukaryota; Viridiplantae; Streptophyta; Magnoliopsida; Aquifoliales; Aquifoliaceae
Source: the annotation of a GenBank genome assembly
AUCUCCUCCUGGAAUUGCCAUAUAAAGCGCCGGAGUCUUUAUUCCCAUCGAAUUUUUGCGCACCCAAUCAUCACUCUCUCUUGCUAGGAUCGAUCCUAUCUCGUCAACGAUUGUCGUUUUUACUCUUUAAAACCCUUCAAUCCCCAAACCUCACACUCCAAUUCCACAGAGACCCCAAAUCCACAACGUCAUUGAGAGGGUUUUAAACAAUUAGGGUUUCUCAUAUUCAAAAAAAAAAAACAAUUAGGGUUUCUGCUGGGAAGGAAAGAGAGAAAUUGGAGCAGUGUCUGUACUCGUCAUUCAAUGGAAGCCGCGGCCGGUGGUGUUUCCGCCGCUGCACGUGGUGUAUCUCUGCCGAUGACCUCAUCUCAAGCUUCCCGUAAAGAGUGGCGGGUUGUUUCCGAACAAUCGAUUCGAAAUUCCGGCAACGAGCUAGGGCCAGCGGAUGAGCGACUGAUAUAUGAGGUGCAUCAAGGAAGGGAACCGAUUGGUAUCGAUUUCAGUUCGAUACCAACUGACGGAAGCUUGGACAAUGAUGUAUUGGAGCAAAGACUUCACAGUGUGAUGAGACAGAGGGAGGAGUUGCUACACAUGGAGAUUGAGCUGAAAGCUCGGCUCAUUGCGAGAUUACAGAUUAUGGAGAUGCAGAAUACCUACGAUGCUCAGAUCAAAGAGCAUGCAGAUGCCAAUGUCAAGCUUCAGGAGCAUCUUCAUGAAAGGGAAAACACUCUAAAAGAAUUGGAAAGGAAGAUUGAAGAAAAAGAAAGAGAGCUGAAUGCAAUUAGAUUAGCCAAUGAAGCGGCAUGGGCUAAAGAGGAUCUUCUCAGAGAACAGAACAAAGAACUGGCAACCUUUCGGAGAGAGCGUGACAACUCGGAAGCUGAAAGAGCCCAGCAUCUUAAACAGAUGCACGAUCUUCAGGAACAUAUUCAAGAAAAGGAGAGGCAAUUCAUGGAGUUGCAGGAACAGCAUAGAGUUGCUCAGGAAAAUAUUAUUUUCAAAGAUGAACAAUUAAGGGAGGCCCAAGCUUGGAUUAACCGUGUUCAAGAGAUGGAUGCCUUGCAAUCAACUACUACUCACACAUUACAAGCUGAAUUGCGCGAGCGUACAGAACAAUAUAACCAGCUUUGGCUUGGUUGUCAAAGACAGUUUGUUGAGAUGGAGAGGCUUCACCUACAUACAAUUCAACAGCUCCAACUUGAAUUGGUCAAUGCAAGAGAUUCCCAAACAAAUUCAAAAGAAAUUUCUCAGUUUGCCCAGAACAAUGGAAGCCAACAAGAUGCUAGUGGAAGUGGGGCACUGAAUGGAAAUCCCGGAGGCCUUCUAAAUGGAAAUGCAGAAAACAUUUCGUCUUUCACUUCCCCAGGGAAUUCAUCAACACAGACCGACAAUGUUCAUGGUGCUCCACUCGCCCCUUCGUCCCUUAUGGGAAUGCCUACGUAUCUGCCACCUGGACCAGUGACUGCUCUGCAUCCAUUUGUUAUGCAUCAGCAGGGGGUUCCUCAUUCUGUACCAUCACAUGUUCCUCAAUCUCAUGUUGGACAUUUUCAUUCGGUACCAGCAAUUUCAUCUCUUCAACAUUGGCCAAACCAACAGGCUGUAUCAGAGGGUUCACAGAUGCCCAUUUAUAACCAGUAUCAUUCCUCCCAAAUUGAACAGAACUUGUUGAGAUCAGAUGCUAAUUAUGACUAUGAAGUGCCCGCAAAUGGGCAAGCUCUUCAUUCAGACUAUGUGAAUGGUGCUAUCAGCCAAGGGCUGGAGACUGAUUCUGUGAUUCCAUCAUCUAAUGAUGAAGGACAGGUGAUUGAGUCCAUUGAAAACAGCUAUCUGGCAGUACCCCAACCCCAGCAGAGCUUCCAACAGAUUUCUUCCCAGUUUCAUGAUGCUUUAAGAUUGGGCUCUCUUGAACAGAAUAGUGAGACCAAGGAGAACAACACUUCUAAUCAUGAACUAGAGUCCCAUGGUUUAGCUACAGAACAACCUAGUUCUGCCAAUACAUCACCAUCUGAAGCUCCAAUUUGUCCAGUCAAUAUUGGUGAAACCACAAUAAGCAAUGUCACUAGUGCAAUUCUGCCUGAAGCCAUUUCCUCUACUGGGCAGAAUGACGCAGUUAUAGUGGGAAAGACUGCUGAGACUACUCUUCUUGAUGAAAGAUCAUUAUUGGCUUGCAUUGUUCGCACGAUUCCACCUGGUUGCAGUGGUAGAAUCAGGAUUAGUUCAACGCUUCCAAAUAGGCUUGGCAAAAUGCUUUCACCUCUACAUUGGCAUGAUUACAAGAAGAAGUAUGGAAAGCUUGAUGAGUUUGUCACCAGUCAUCCUGAAUUAUUUGUGAUUGAAGGGGAUUAUAUUCAACUGCGAGAAGGGGCACAAGAAAUCAUUGCAGCUACGACAGCUGUUGCUAAAGUUGCUGCUGCUGCAGCUGCUGUGACUUCUUAUUCAUCAUUGUUGCCUUCUGUUGCUGUCACUCCUAUGGCUCAGUCUCACCGAAUGAAGAAGGCCCCUUCCACUGAUUCCAACUCUGGGGCCCCCAGACCUGCCAAUGCUACUGAUAAUCUUUCACAGAUCUCAGCAAUACAGAAUCAGCAUCUUAAUGGUGUUUCAUUUAAUGUUGGUGGAGGUGUUUCCACUGUAAAAAUUUUGAGCAAACCUAAAGAUCAUAUGGAACUGAUUGGCCCCAGGCCUGGCCAUUCAUCUGUACCCUUGACAGUUGGAAAUGGACCGAAUUCUGACAGAUCCAAUUUUGGAAGUUCUGAAAGCAAGGGUUUAAUUCAUGGGCGACCUAGCACAAAUUUUAUUGGGAAGCAGCAGGGCAGGACAAUGGGGGCAGGAUCGAGUUCUAGAAGAUAGUAAGUCUCACUAAUUGUAUUGCAGAAGUUGAUUUGUUUUCAAGACAUGCAUGUCAAGCAGCUUUCUGCUUCUGUUUCUUACUCAGAAAAUUUGUAUGCAUACUUUACUAUGUCUGACUGGAGCAGAUAAUUGUCCAGUUUUGUGCUUUGCUCUCCAAAUAUUGACUGAAAAAUGUGAAUUUCCUGUACUCAAUAUAUAACGAACCACCUUGUAAAGGCUUAUAUUUUUUCUGAGAUGCUAUAUCCAUACCUUACUCUUUGCGACUUCAAUUAUGAAUUUGUACACCCGUUUGCUUUGAUCUUAUCAUUGCAUUUACAUUUCACAUACUCAUUAUGAAAUAGGGUAUUUGGAAUUACUCGGCACUGAGAUAAGCAUAUACUCGAUGUGCUUUAGCUGCUAAAUUGGGUCAAACAUGGAGAUAACAAGCUGUCUUGCACAGCUUUUUAGGAUUGCUGAUCUACAUUUACAGGUAGAAUAGGAGUUAUGUUCUAAAAGUUUGUUAGAAUUAUAGUGGAAAAUGUCGCCAAAGACAUGCUUCUCAUCCUAGUAUCCUGAGGGAGUGGUGAACCUGAACAUCAUAUAUCAGGAAGACAUGAAGAAAAUAAAUAGUCUAAAAGCAGUAUCUGUCUGGGUCUAUAUUCCAUGCAAAUCUCAUUUUCUUAGUACAGGGAUGUUCCAAACUUAGAAAAUAAGGCCUGUAGAGGGCUAAAUUUUUAACUCAGUGGAUCAGAUUAUUGCUUAAUAGUUUCUUUUUCUUGAUUUAUUAUGGGUUGAUUAUUUAUUUUUAUUUUUUUGCUCUUCAAUUGCCCUAAUAAUCUUUCAUCUUUUGGUUUUGGCAGGACACAUUUUGAACCGUUUUACCAAAAUAUUUGUGCACUAAAGUGCAGACCAGUCGAAUUGGGAUGAUGACAACAAUUCAGGGGACAAUUUUCCUUCAAAAUUUAAAUCUCCGUAGUCUUUUGCGUGUUACAGAAAUCUCUUAUUGGAACUUUUGACCAAUUUCUAUUGUUUCACUUUAUUGGAAAAACUGUUCAUUCGUGUGGGUAUGUUGGCAGACUAAACAAUACAUCCAAUUUCUUGCAGUUAUCUGUUGCGUACAGUUGCAUUUAUGCAUCCGGCUGCUCUUGUGUGUUAGUUCUGAAUUAUUUGGAAGGAAAUAGUGAUUUCGCCAAGUGCACUUGUG